AUGACUGAGAAAACUCUGCAAGAAUGGUUGGACGAAAAUUAUUUGAAUAAUGAGAAAGAUGUAAAAAUAUUAAUGGGUUAUUUUAGUCAUAUUACUCCUGAUUGUCAUUAUGAUUCUCUUUCCAAAGAGGACAAAGAAAGUUAUGGCUCGCCAUCUUUAUGGACUUGUCCUCCAUCUAUUACAAAAGGGGGCGAAUUAGAUUUAAGAGAAUACGUUUGUUUAAAAAGAAUAUGGAUUGACAAAAUGUGUUUAAGUACUCCUUUUACUAAACUAGUUCUAGGAUGUCUUCUUCAACUUACUCAUUUGGAACUCAGAGAAAGUAAUUUAGAUUGUUUGGAUGUUUCUGAAUGUCCCAACUUGAUUGAAUUGAUUUUCUGUAAAAAUAAAUCAGCACUUAAAAUAAAGGUUAAUAAGUUUGCUCCUAUUAAAAAAUUGCUUUUGAAUUAUACUACGUUAAAAGAUUUGGAAUUUUUAGAGAAUAUAAAUAAGAAAAAUGUGACUUGCUCAUCUUUUAGUUAUAGUAAAUUUUCUCAGCAAGAUUUAAGUUGCCUUGCCGAAUUUGUUAACUUGGAAAUUUUAUUCCUUUACCAAAGCACGUUUUAUGGUGAUUUAAAACCUUUAGCAUUCAUGAAUAGAUUGGAAUUUUUAUCGAUUAGUUUUACUGAUAUUGAUGGUGGAUUGGAAUAUCUACCAGAUGGUAUUAACAGACUGUGCUGUGAUGGGGAUACUAAAUCCAAAGUGAAAAACAUUGAGGAAUCAUUGAAAAAAUAA
Scutellospora calospora is the source of this 771-nucleotide messenger RNA. NCBI's taxonomy places the organism in Eukaryota, Fungi, Glomeromycota, Glomeromycetes, Diversisporales, Gigasporaceae. The record is from the annotation of a GenBank genome assembly.